This is a messenger RNA of Benincasa hispida (wax gourd), 819 nucleotides long. Its product is annotated as linoleate 9S-lipoxygenase 1-like. Gene Ontology annotation, molecular function: protein binding. The record is from RefSeq and is a predicted model, not a curated record. Lineage: Eukaryota; Viridiplantae; Streptophyta; Magnoliopsida; Cucurbitales; Cucurbitaceae.
ACAGAGAGUGAAGAAAAUAGAGAAAGAAAAAUGAUUGGAAAGAUUCUAGGAGAUGCCCUUAAAACCACCGACGAUGCACGUAGAACAACUGAGGACGUUGCCGGGUCCGUCAUAGAUGCUGGAGGGAACCUUAUCGACCGUGCUAGCGGUAUCAGAAGGCUGGGGAAGAAAAAGAUCAAAGGGAAGGUGAUUCUCCUGAGAAACAAUGUCUUGGACUUCACUGAAUUUCAUUCCAGUGUUCUUGAUGGUUUCACUGAGCUGUUGGGCAGUCGAAUUGUACUGCAACUUGUGAGUGCAACUGAGAUUGAUCGCCAUUCAAAUGACCCACGAGGGAAAGUUGGAAGUCGAGCUUAUUUGGAGAGGUGGCUGACUUCAUUGCCACCAUUGUUUGCUAGACUGCUUCUUACUCGAUCCUCGAUGAGAAUUCCCUUCUUCGUCUGAUGAGUCUCUAUUAAAUCCUCGAUAGAACUCGAUGACAACAGAACUAAUACUAGAUCGUACUCGACGGUUCUUGAAUGAUACUCGGUGCGACUCGAAGGUGAAAACAAUGUACUCGAAGCUACUCUAUAGAGAAGAAUCGAUGCACAGUUGACUCGAUAAUCUGAUUACUCGAUGCGAUUUGAAAGAUAAUUGAAUGGCGCGCAAUUUACAAUGAAGAAACACUCAAACGAACAAGAAAGAUAAGGGAAGAAGAAGGAGACAUUGUGUUUACGUGGUUCGGCAAGAUUGCCUACGUCGACGGAAAGAUCUGAAUUCUUUUUACUGAUGAAGAUUGCGUACAAAUUUUUGUUGUUACAGAAAACUAAGAAAAUGAUGAUA